AUGCAGAAAUGCCGAGUCGAAAAUGCUUUUCUGAUAGCAGCAACAGGAGAAUUCAUAACUGGAAUGUUGGGGAACAGUUUCAUUGUACUAGUUAACUGCAUUGACUGGGUGAAGAGUCAAAAGCUGUCAUCAGCUGACUGCAUCCUCACCAGCCUGGCUCUCUCCAGAAUCGUUCUUCUUUGUACAGUACUAUUUGAUUCAUAUUUUACGGUGUUUUGGGCACAUCUUUAUGCCACUGACAAACUAGCAAAAUUCAUUAAUAUUUUUUGGACACUGAGCAAUCAUCUAGCUACCUGGUUUGCCACCUGUCUAAAUGUUUUCUAUUUCUUCAAAAUAGCCAAUUUCUCCCACCCCUGUUUCACCUGGCUGAGGUGGAGACUUAGCAGAGUGCUACUUGUACUUCCACUGGGGUCUUUAUUCUUAUUGUUUUGCAACUUUGAAUUAUCAGAUAUAUUUACUAAUUUCUGGGUUAAUGUCUAUCGAGGAUAUAAAAGAAACUCAACUUGGUCUCUAGAUGUAAGUAAAACUCUGUAUUUUAACAGCUUGAUUGUUUUCAGUUUCAUCUACUUAAUCCCCUUUCUUCUGUCGCUGGCCUCACUGCUCCUUUUAUUUCUUUCCCUGAUGAGACACACCAGGAAUAUGCAACUGAACUCCGGCUCUAGGGACUUCAGCACAGAGGCCCACAAAAGGGCCAUGAAAAUGGUGAUGUCUUUCCUUCUCCUCUCCACGGUUCAUUUUUCUUUCCUCCUAAUAACAGGUUGGACUUUCCUUUUACUGCAUAAUUCUCAGGUCAGUUUUGUUGUCAUAUUAUUAUCGACUCUUUUUCCUUCGGGCCACUCAUUUAUUCUGAUUUUGGGAAACAGCAAGUUGAGAAAAACUGCUUUAGGAUUACUGUGGCAUCUUAAUCGCCACCUGAAAAUGGUGAAACCUUUAGCUUCACAGACUUUUCCAGAAUUUUCUAUAUCCCAAGAGAAUUAAAUUAAUGAAGAGACAUUGAAGAUCCAUUUUAAACUUUGUUUUUCUAUUACUAUUAUUCUCACUAGAUACUAUUAAACAUCACAGACUUUCCCCAGAAUGACCUAUAAACUUAAAAAGCAAGCAUCAUUCAUUAUAACGCUUGCUAGUAGCAAGAAUAUAUUUGAGACAUAUAAAAUAUGUAAUGCAACAUGUAUUAAUUUUAUAUGUGCUGGCAAAUAUUUAUUACAUUCCCAUGUGAGAAAAAUGAUUAUUUAGAAAUGGAAAUCCCUUCCGAGUUGAAGUAGGUGGAAUAUUUGUACAAUAUUAAGUUAAAAAUAAACUAAGGAAUAAAAAUGCUGGAAGUGUAUCAUCCCA
Ailuropoda melanoleuca (giant panda) is the source of this 1332-nucleotide messenger RNA. RefSeq names its product taste receptor type 2 member 42-like. Gene Ontology annotation, cellular component: membrane. The record is from RefSeq and is a predicted model, not a curated record. Gene Ontology annotation, molecular function: G protein-coupled receptor activity; bitter taste receptor activity. Gene Ontology annotation, biological process: sensory perception of taste; G protein-coupled receptor signaling pathway. NCBI's taxonomy places the organism in Eukaryota, Metazoa, Chordata, Mammalia, Carnivora, Ursidae.